AUGGCUUCUUUAUCUUUGUAUCGAAAUAAUGUUGUCGCAAAUCGAAGAAAGAGGAGAUUUCAACAUUUACAUCAACGUCGUUAUAACAUAACAUUUUAUAAUGCUGUCAUGUUAAGGAGGAUGCGCCUAAUGGGUCCACAAAAUACGGACAACGAGUUUGCUACUUCGAUGUUGAACGGAGGAGAUUUCGGAGCGAAUAAAAAAAAUUUACUUUCUUAUACUUUCUUGUUAACUGAACUAAACCUUUAUAUGUGUUUUACGCCCUAA
Molecule: messenger RNA, 267 nt
Organism: Funneliformis geosporum
Lineage: Eukaryota; Fungi; Glomeromycota; Glomeromycetes; Glomerales; Glomeraceae
Source: the annotation of a GenBank genome assembly